Lingula anatina is the source of this 988-nucleotide messenger RNA. Its product is annotated as prolyl 4-hydroxylase subunit alpha-1. Gene Ontology annotation, cellular component: endoplasmic reticulum. The record is from RefSeq and is a predicted model, not a curated record. Gene Ontology annotation, molecular function: iron ion binding; protein binding; procollagen-proline 4-dioxygenase activity. Gene Ontology annotation, biological process: peptidyl-proline hydroxylation to 4-hydroxy-L-proline. NCBI's taxonomy places the organism in Eukaryota, Metazoa, Brachiopoda, Lingulata, Lingulida, Lingulidae.
AUGGUGAAAAAGUUUCCGUUUUAUGUGUAUUUUUAUANAGUAGCGCAACAGACAUGGAACGUUUUCUUGGACAGCGACAUCGACCCCGUAGUGGAAGUAAUCAGUCAAAGAAUCGCGGACAUCACUGGAUUAGAUAUGUCCACGGCUGAAGGACUACAGGUAGCUAAUUACGGGAUGGGUGGACAAUAUGAGCCACAUUUUGAUUUUGCCCGGAGGAGAGAAACCCACGCUUUUAGUGAUGCUAUAGGAAAUAGAAUAGCCACAGUUCUGUUUUAUAUGACAGACGUGGAAGCAGGGGGCGCCACAGUAUUUCCCAAACUAGGAGUUAAAGUUUUCCCUAAAAAGGGAUCUGCAGCAUUCUGGUACAAUCUCAGACGGAGUGGUAUUGGCGACUACCGUACAAGACAUGCCGCGUGUCCGGUGCUGUCUGGGGCCAAAUGGGUUUGCAAUAAAUGGCUGCAUGAAAGAGGACAGGAAUUAAGGCGAACGUGUUCAACCAAUCCUAAGGAAUAAUCACAGCGGCUAUGCAUACCAUAUUUGUUCGAUCCAGGAACUCAAACCAGACUCGCAAUACUCAAUGCAAUUUAUAUUCUUGAAGUUCAUUUUAGUGUAGAUAUGCAUCACUAGAGCUUUCACUGCAAGACUGCCAAAAUGUUUGCUUUCAUAUAUAUUUUAAGUGUGAAACGCACAUGAUAUCUGCUAUCAUACAGUGGACUCAAUAAACUAUAUAUUUUCUUUAUUUAACUGAUUAUUUGACAUCAUUAAUAUAUAGGAUGGCAAAAUGUACUUCUUAAAAAGUUAUCUUUGUUUAAAAGAAUUUUUUAAUAUAUUUUGUCAUAAUGACAAGCCCUGAACAAGAAUGGGCAAUCAAAAACCGUUUUAAGACGAACCAUGCACGGAAGGAGACAGUUUUGUCGUUGGUCUGCUCCUAUUAUAUGGAUACUUUUAAAACAGUUUCUGGUAUCAUGCCAUACGUUAUAUUGGCACU